Closterium sp. NIES-67 is the source of this 1404-nucleotide messenger RNA. NCBI's taxonomy places the organism in Eukaryota, Viridiplantae, Streptophyta, Zygnematophyceae, Desmidiales, Closteriaceae. The record is from the annotation of a GenBank genome assembly.
CCAAGUCUAGAAUGAGGAGGAAGAGGAGGGAGAGGAGGGGGAGGAGGGAGAGGAGGGGGAGGAGAGAGAGGAGGGAGAGGAGGGAGAGGAAGGAGAGGGGGGAGAGGAGGGAGAGGAGGGAGAGGGAGGAAGGAGAGGAGGGAGAGGAGGGAGACGAAGGAAGGAAGGAGAGGAGGGAGAGGAGGGAGAGGGAGGAAGGAGAGGAGGGAGAGGGAGGAAGGAGAGGAGGGAGAGGGAGGAAGGAGAGGAGGGAGAGGGAGGAAGGAGAGGAGGGAGAGGAGGGAGAGGAGGGAGAGGAGGGAGAGGAGGGAGAGGAGGGAGAGGAGGGAGAGGAGGGAGAGGAGGGAGAGGAGGGAGAGGAGGGAGAGGAGGGAGAGGAGGGAGAGGAGGGAGAGGAGGGAGAGGAGGGAGAGGAGGGAGAGGAGGGAGAGGAGGGAGAGGAGGGAGAGGAGGGAGAGGAGGGAGAGGAGGGAGAGGAGGGAGAGGAGGGAGAGGAGGGAGAGGAGGGAGAGGAGGGAGAGGAGGAGAGGAGGAGAGGAGGGAGGAGGGAGAGGAGGGAGAGGAGGGAGAGGAGGGAGAGGAGGGAGAGGAGGGAGAGGAGGGAGAGGAGGGAGAGGAGGGAGAGGAGGGAGAGGAGGGAGAGGAGGGAGAGGAGGGAGAGGAGGGAGAGGAGGGGAGAGGAGGGAGAGGAGGGAGAGGAGGGAGAGGAGGGAGAGGAGGGAGAGGAGGGAGAGGAGGGAGAGGAGGGAGAGGAGGGAGAGGAGGGGAGAGGAGGGAGAGGAGGGGAGAGGAGGGAGAGGAGGGAGAGGAGGGAGAGGAGGGAGGAGGGAGGGGAGAGGAGGGAAGAGGAGGAGAGGAGGGAGAGGAGGAAGAGGAGGAGAGGAGGGAGAGGAGGGAGAGGAGGGAGGAGGGAGGGAGAGGAGGGAGGGAGAGGAGGGAGAGGAGGGAGAGGAGGGAGAGGAGGGAGAGGAGGGAGGAGGAGAGGAGGGAAGAGGAGGGAGAGGAGGGAGAGGAGGGAGAGGAGGGAGAGGAGGGAGAGAGGGAGAGGAGGGAGAGGAGGGAGAGGAGGGAGAGGAGGAGAAGGAGGGAGAGGAGGGAGAGGAGGGAGAGGAGGGAGAGGAGGGAGAGGAGGGAGAGGAGGGGAGAGGAGGGAGAGGAGGGAGAGGAGGGAGAGGAGGGGAGAGGAGGGAGAGGAGGGAGAGGAGGGAGAGGAGGGAGAGGAGGGAGAGGAGGGAGAGGAGGGAGAGGAGGGAGAGGAGGGGAGAGGAGGGAGAGGAGGGAGAGGAGGGGAGAGGAGGGAGGAGGAGGGAGAGGAGGAGAGGGAGGGAGAGGAGGGAGAGGGAGGGAGAGGAGGGAGGGGAGGGAAUGCGGGGUGAUGCACGAUCACACGAUCACGCACACAGG